CUGUUCCAGAUUGUGCUGACUCACAUUCAAGAAAAAAUGAUACACAGACACAACGCACUGUAACUUUUUUCCUUUCCCCCAGUAACCUCGAAAGUUUCUGUAGCUCAUGCACUAAAUGGCUGAGACAGUAGCUGUAAUACCAACAGAUGAAGAGGAGAUCCAAAAUAAUAGUGAUGAUGAAGAUCGAUUUCUGAAUCAUGAUACUGUUACUGCGUCCCUUGGUUGCUCUGCCAGCCCUUCGUUAGCCAGCCUUAAUGAAGACAGGGGAAGCGCAACGAUGCCAGAAAGACUGUCUGUCCUCUCCAGCAAGGCCAUGGCCCAGCUAAAAGCCCUGACUGGCCCAGAGAUGGUUAGUGGUGGCCAGGCCCAGAGGACAGCCUCUGAGUUGGCUGAGCAUCAUCUGACAGAUGUAGAUGUAUCAUUAGCUGGCUUGUUGUAUCCUGUGGUAGUUGGUAACUUGCAGUCCGUGGACAUUGCCUCCCUGUGCUCCAAAAGCUCCAGUUCAGAAGUGCUGCAGGUCCCAGGGGUGCUCUGUGAGGCUGGCGAACCCCCACAGGCUGGGACUGACCAAAAGGACUGCUACACACAGCAGGCAGAGAGUGGCACCAGUGGUAAUACAGCCUCUUGUAGUCUGGGCCAUGUGAUUUGGAUGAAGACCACAACAGUAAUGGAGACCUUAGAAAAUAAGAAACAAGAGGAAAAGGAGAAAUAUCGGCUCCAGCUAGCUAUGUACCGACGGCUUCUGUUGUUGCGCUCCAUCAGGAGUUUGCAUAGGCAGCUGGAGCAGCAGCAGGCCAGGUUGCAGGAAUGCUAUGGCACAGUAAUAAAUACCAAGAAAGAAGUGUUGAAACACAUUUGCUCAGCCUCGCCCUCACCUUCACCGUAAUCGUGUUGCUGCAUGCAAAAAUGAGCUUUGCAAUGCCACCAGAGCUGCCAGCAAGCUUGCAUGCUACAGGGGUGGUGUCCUCAUACCCAAGGGUAUGCGCCCAUGUGCACUCAAAAUACAGAGGAAACAGCAAUAGCAGCAGAGCAAGAAGAGAUGAGAGAAGGUAAAGUGUGGGCCCCUGAAUUUAUUUGGAGGAAACCAGAGUAAGAUUGAACUUGUGCGAGAAGUUGACUCCUGAUGCACACUCAAAGCCUCAAGCUGAAAUAGGAUUUUUUUGGCAUAUAGGUUCGUAAAAAGAAAAAAAUCAUCACAAAACUGGGAACCUAGUCCGACAACUGAUUCAUAAAGGUGGUCAGAUGCAGGGUUGCUGCAUGCUGAAUAUGUGAUAUGAUGCAUCUCCCUUCUACUUUCAGUGUUAACAAAAUUUGAAGAGAA
Molecule: messenger RNA, 1321 nt
Organism: Neopelma chrysocephalum (saffron-crested tyrant-manakin)
Lineage: Eukaryota; Metazoa; Chordata; Aves; Passeriformes; Pipridae
Exons: 2
Coding region: 116-886 (256 amino acids)
Source: RefSeq, a predicted model, not a curated record